CUGAACUCCUGGCUUUGUGCUGUAUGUCCUGCAGGUAGAAUGGGGCUGUGUGUGAGGUGGAGUUGGCUGCUGGUGGCUCUGGUUUACGGUUUAGGAUUUGCCAGUGCUGGGGAGCAUGUCUUGGUUAGGCGCCAGUCAGAGAGUUGGUGGAGCAGUUACCAGUCCUCUGUGCAGGGUUCUCCUAGAAGGUCUCAUGUGGGGGCUGCUCAGCCCGUGUCUGGCCUGGGGUCUCCCAGAUGGGGUGCUCAGCCUGUGUCUGGCCUGGGGUCUCCCAGAUGGGGUGCUCAGCCUGUGUCUGGCCUGGGGUCUCCCAGAUGGGGUGCUCAGCCUGUGUCUGGCCUGGGGUCUCCCAGAUGGGGUGCUCAGCCUGUGUCUGGCCUGGGGUCUCCCAGAUGGGGUGCUCAGCCCGUCUCUGGCCUGGGGUCUCCCAGAUGGGGUGCUCAGCCUGUGUCUAGCCUGGGAUCUUCCAGAUCAGGUGCUUUGCCUGUAUCAGGAUGGGGGUCGCCUAUUAGGUUUGGUGGGGAGCCUGCUCAGUCUAGACAGCUGUCUCCGCCCCAGAGCUCUCCGAUCAGUGUGCAGUGUGGUGAGGACAUGUUGGUGGUGACUGUGAUGAGAGACUUCUAUGGAAAUGGAAACCUGGUGAAAGAUGCAGAGCUGAGCCUUGGAGCUUGUGAGCCUGGCCCACAGACCACAGAUACCACGGUGGUGUUUGAGAAUGCAGUGCAAGACUGUGGGAGCAACCUACAAGUGACUCCACAAUGGCUGACUUACACAACCAGCCUGGUCUACAGUCCAGUUUCCAGCAAUGCUGUCAUCAUAAGAGCCAACCCUGCUGUGGUUCCCAUCCAGUGCUACUACCCCCGAUAUGGCAAUGUGAGCAGUGAGGCCAUCGAGCCAACAUGGGUUCCAUUCAGCACCACCGUGUCCACAGAAGAGAGGCUGUCCUUCUCCUUGCAGCUGAUGAUGGGUGACUGGAGCGCUCCAAGACCUUCCUCGGUCUUUGAGCUGGGGGACAUGUUCUACAUAGAGGCCUCUGUGGACACUCGGAACCACGCACCUAUGAUGCUAUUUGUGGAUAGCUGUGUUGCCACGCUUUCUCCUGAUGUCCAGUCCACCCCUAAUUAUGGUAUCAUUGCCUACAAUGGGUGCCUGGUGGAUGGUCAGCAAGAAGAUUCCUCUUCCGCCUUCAUCUACCCAAGGUCCCAGCUAAACCAGCUCCAGUUCAUGGUUGAUACUUUUCGGUUCACUGGGAUAGAUGUCUCUCUGAUCUAUAUCACCUGUUACCUGAGAGCUGUUGCAGCCUCUCAGACACCAGAUCCAUUGAACAAAGCCUGUUCCUACAGCAAAGCCUCUAGAAGCUGGUCUGCUGUGGAGGGCUCCAGCGGAAUCUGCCAAUGCUGUAACACUGGGAACUGUGCUGCCCCGGCUGGCCAGAGUAGGAGCUCAGGCUCUAGAAGACCAAGAAUGUGGAAGAGAGAAGCUGGUGCUCAUCCUGAGGAACAUGGACUGGCCACACUCGGGCCUCUUCUGGUGAUUGGAGCAGAGUCUAACCCAGCCCCUGAUUCCACCCUUAUCCAGGCUUCCAGAAUGACGACAGAAUCCAGGCCUCUUGAACUGUGGGUGCUGGUAGCUAUUGUGUCCGUCAGUUUGGCUGCUGUAAUUAUUGGUCUUGUGAUGGUUGGGCAUUGCGUCUUGAGGAGAUUGUCUCGCCAAGAAGCUGUAAGCAAAUAAAAGCUGCAUGAAACCA
Messenger RNA from Pseudophryne corroboree (corroboree frog), 1747 nucleotides. Its product is annotated as zona pellucida sperm-binding protein 3-like. The coding region runs from base 40 to 1731 and encodes 563 amino acids. Lineage: Eukaryota; Metazoa; Chordata; Amphibia; Anura; Myobatrachidae. The record is from RefSeq and is a predicted model, not a curated record. The transcript is spliced from 8 exons.